GCGAGGCUUUUGUGCGGUCACUGAUUACACCUCCCACAGGAGGUGACUGUGAAAUGACACGCAGGCGGAGGGAAACUCAAACUGGCGGCAAGUUCAGUUUUCAUUCAUUCAGCUGAAUCCGGGCGACGAGCUACUUUGAGUCUCAGAGACGUCACAGAACCAGCAGGAUGUGGAAUGAAAAGAAUGCACCCACCGAUCGCGGUCAGGCCGUGGCCCUCAUUAUCUUUGUGCUCGGGCUGGGAACGCUGCUUCCCUGGAACUUUUUCAUCACGGCCUCUCAGUAUUUCAAUGGACGCCUCACAGAGAACAUCAUCUCAAAUGGCACGUCAGGCACUUCACCCAAAAACUACAACUAUGACAGCUGGAUGGCUUUGCUCUCCCAGCUGCCCCUGCUGCUGUUCACCCUGCUCAACUCCUUCCUGCAUCAGUGGGUGAGGGAGCGCAUCCGCGUGCCCUUCAGCCUCGUCGGCAUCUUCUUCCUCUUCUCUCUCACUGCUGCUCUGGUCCAGGUGCCCAUGGAGCCGGACAACUUCUUUUCCGUUACUAUGGCAACCAUCUGGUUCAUUAACAUGUUCAGUGCAGUGCUGCAGGGCAGUCUGUUUGGGAUGGUCGGCCUGUUUCCUUCUCGCUACAGCACUUUGUUCAUGAGCGGUCAGGGCCUGGCUGGAAUCUUUGCUGCCGUCGCCAUGCUCGUCUCUAUUUUAGGUAAACCAGAUGAAAGCUCAGCUGCGUUGGGAUACUUCAUCACACCAUGUGUGGCCACUCUGGGGACUCUUCUAUGCUACCUGCUGCUGCCACACCUGGAAUUUGCUGAUUUCUAUCUGAACAGACGUCAGUCUGAUAUAGUGGAGAAGGAGCUCCUUGGCAGCACAGAAAAAAAUAAAAAAGACCUCGAGGCCAACGGGAGGAUUGAUAAGCUCGAGGAGAGCGUGGAGCGUUCCUCGGUCCUGGCUGUCUUUAAGAAGAUCUGGCUGAUGGCUCUGUGUGUGACGUGUGUCUUUGCCGUCACCCUGUCAGUGUUUCCUGUCAUCACUGUGCGUGUUAAGACCGUCUACGGGAACUACCCUGACUGGGACAAAGUGUUCACCUGUGUUUGCUGUUUCAUUGUUUUCAACGUCAUGGACUUGGCCGGCCGCACCACCCCAUACCUCAUCCAGUGGCCAUCAAAGAAGAGUCUCUGGCUUCCUGUUGCUGUGUUUUCCCGCCUGGUCUUCAUCCCUCUGCUCAUGUUAUGUAACAUCCAGGACUCCAAAAUCGCCCUCUUCCAUCAUGACUGCGCCUUUGUGGUCAUCAUGGCUCUAUUCUCCUUCUCUAAUGGAUACCUGGCGAGCCUCUGCAUGGCCUAUGCUCCACAGUUGGUGCAGUCUAAGGACUGUGAGACAGCUGGCUCUUUGAUGACCUUCUUCCUGGUUCUGGGUCUGUCUCUGGGAGCAUCGCUCUCAUUCCCACUGGGAAAACUGGUUUAGAUCAAAGGGAUGAGUAGACCUCAGUUUCAUCUGCUCAGAUGUUAUAUAAAGAAUGACCACAGUAAAAGCACUUAGAGCCUGUCCGUUAUCAGACAUGUUUCAUUAUGAAUUUCAGUAUCUGUCCUUUUGUUGACAUUCAGGAUUUCUAAAUGAAUGUUUUACUCUCCGUGCUUCCAGGAAUGUUUGAAGGUGAAGUGUUUCAGGCUCAGGUUGGUGCAGCAGGAUUUUACAUGAUCACUGUACUGUAAAUUAGAUUUGAGGGAAAUUUCAUCGAUGCAGCGAAACUGAAACAUUUUCUCUCCUGCUGUUUUCACCACAGAGAGGUUUCUGGGGGUUUUUUAUGAGUGGGCAUGGCUUUUUACAUCUUUACUUUAUUCUACUGUGUUUAUCUUUCUCUGACGUUUUACUAUAUUUGAGUGUUUUUUAUAUUAAUGUGCUUUAUGUUGCACUACUUGUUCAAAUAUUUUCACGCCAGUUCUUUUUAAAAUAAUUUUAUACUUUUUACACUUUGCUUAAAAGUUAUUUGUGUUUUUGUAAUUUUAUAUGUUGCGUGUUAAUUUUUUUUAAUGUUUUCAAACUUUUUAUGAGACCUUUAAAAAGCUUGUUCAACAUGGCACCUCAUUUUUGCUUUACUGUCACUGUAUCUCUAUUUAUUUAU
Molecule: messenger RNA, 2124 nt
Organism: Archocentrus centrarchus (flier cichlid)
Lineage: Eukaryota; Metazoa; Chordata; Actinopteri; Cichliformes; Cichlidae
Product: equilibrative nucleoside transporter 2-like
Exons: 13
Coding region: 168-1466 (432 amino acids)
Biological process (GO): adenine transport; hypoxanthine transport; thymine transport
Cellular component (GO): basolateral plasma membrane; plasma membrane
Molecular function (GO): nucleoside transmembrane transporter activity
Source: RefSeq, a predicted model, not a curated record